UUGUAUAUGAAAAGUUUUUCAUUUGUAAACAAGAUGCAGGAAGGGCCCGGAAGUGUCCAGGAAGGGCCUUGAUAAUAAUAUAGAUUCAAAUGUUUUUCUAAUAAAACUAUUUACUAAAAUGAAAGUCUUACUCUAUUAUCUUCUGUCGUUUUCAGUGGCAAAUGCUGUAACUCAUCUGGAGCUCAACACAGAUCAUAUAAAUGUACAAAUAGGUGAUAAACCAGAUUUACAAUGUUAUACCGAGGAGAGUGCAAAUUUCCUAAUAAUGAAUCCCUUGACGUGGCAAAAAAUAGACAGGAAUGGUUCAAAGCUGAGAGUAUCAACGCUUGCAAAUGUUGAAACUCGUUUUGAGCAAGAAUAUGAUAUAAGACUAGAAGCUAAUGCAACAGGUCUUAUAUUUACAUUACAAUUUCUUCAAGGGAUAAAGGAAGAGCAUGAUGGAUUUUUCAGUUGCGAGAUUCACUCUCAAAAUGACCAGGUUUUAGCGGAAAAGUCAGUAGAGGUUUCUGUUAUUCCGGCCUUCACAAACCCGACAACCAUUAAUCUUUUUAGUACUACUGAAUCGCCAAGUGUCUCUGAGGGCCAAAACAUUUGUGAUUUCAGACGUAUUUUUCAAUGCUUACCGGAUGAAGAUUCAAGUUUAUAUACACUCUUUGUAUAUCCGAGAUUUAAUGAUUCAUCGAAGACAGAUCUGAUAUGCAGAUCUCUUGAAGAUAUAGAUAUUUGCACGAGACCUAAGUUAGAAUCCUGUUCAAGAGGUGCCCGUCUUUUGCGAGAUGUCGCGUUCUCUGGAGCCAGAUUUAUAUGUAAUACAGACAGAAAAGCCUUUCUCGAUAAUGUAGGAUGCAUGAAAAAACUGACAACAGCAAAUACUCUCUUUCAAUGUUUAAAUGGUAUACGUGAAGACCUUGGAAAAUAUUUUACUGGAGUGAAAGAUGUCUUCAGUGAAAGUGACAAAUUCUGCAGGUUAGCAACCAACUGGACAACAUGUUACUUGGAGACAGCAAAAUCUGUAUGUGACCACCAAGAGUACACUUAUAUGUAUAAUUAUGUUAGACAAACAUAUGCACCCGUGAACGAUACUUUACACUGUAAUCUAUUGUCAGAUACAGUACCCACCGGAAGUCACUGUUUAAGCUACCCUUGCUUAAAUGGAGGAUCAUGCAUCCAGAAUCCCGAGGGAUACGAGUGUUUGUGUCCUAAUAAAAUGUUUGGAAGCCAAUGCGAGCUCGGUGUAGACGGAUGUCCGGGGUACCCAUGUUAUAAUGGCGGAUCAUGUUUUGCUAAUGAAAGUGGACAAAGAUGUUUAUGUCCACAAGACUUUCCUGGUCUUCAUUGCGAAGGUACAAUUAAAGGCAUUACUACAGGAUCACCACCGGACAUGACACCUCAUAUUACGACACCAACACCAAGAAAGUGUGAAGAGGUACAGGCUGAUAUUUGUCGUCAAUAUGGUAUUACAAGAACGACGUUUCCUAACUUUUUCUCUGGUUAUUCACAAGCAGAUGCAUUAAGAGUUUUCAAUAAUCCUACCGUUCAAAGGAAUAUGAAUUGUUCCGAUAAUGCCAUGCUAUUGUACUGUGCUUCCCUUUUUCCAAAGUGUGAUAAUGGAAAGAGAGAGUUUCCAUGUAAAGACGUCUGUCUAGCUGUUUACAACGAAUGUGGGACGGUAUCAAUUCUGAAUGGUGUCGACGACUGCCGCUACUAUCCCACUGAAGAAUGUAUUUCCCCGUUACCGCCAAGGAAACAACCUUUAACAACACCAUCUUACACAAAUACGAUUUCAAGUACAACUAUAGACAGUACUACACCGGAAGAUACACCUGUGAUUACGACAUCAACACCAAGACGAUGUGAAGAGGUACAGGCUGAUGUUUGUCGUCAAUUUGGUAUAACUAAGACGACAUUUCCGAACUUUUUCUCUCAAUAUUCACAAGAAUCUGCAUUAAACACAUUCAAUAGAUACAUCAUUAAGGAGAAUGUCAGUUGUUCAGACAAUGCCACACUAUUCUACUGUUCUUCAUUCUUUCCAAAGUGUGACAAUGGAAAAAUUAAGUUUCCAUGUAAAGAACUCUGUCUAGAUGUUUACAAUGAAUGCGGAGGACCAAUAGCAGGCCUUGUUAAUGACUGCAGCUUCUAUCCCAACGAGGGUUGUAUUUCCCCGUUACCACCAAGGAUACAGUCAUCAGUAACACCAUCUAGCACAAUAACAUAUUCAAACCAACAAACACAUCAACCAGCUGUUUGUAACACUGCAAUAUAUGAGUGUAUUACACGUGUGGGAGAAACAUGGGUUCAAGACUUAAUGAAAGGAAGACUGUCGGUUAUUGCGUCUUUAGAUAUUGAUCAUGUAUGCAGGGUAUUGGUUCAGAUAUAUGAUUGUUCUUAUUCCCAACUUCAAAACUGCAGCGAUGGUUUUAAACUUGUUUUGUCGACUGUCGUCAAUUCUGCAAGAUACAUCUUUAAUACAGGCAAGCAAGGAUUCACACAUAACAGGCACUGUUUUACGUAUCCAACAAUUCUAUCUGAUUUGCAACAGUGUACACUGAAUCUAAUCAAAGAUUUCCCGGAUGUACAGAGUGUUUCUUUGGUUGAAAGUAGGGAAGACAUAUGUGGUUUAUUUAUGACAUGGAGAACCUGUAUGAUUGAGCCUAUAAAGAAUGAAUGCCACCAUGAUGCUUUACUUUACAUGCAGUCGCUUAUUAAUGCAUCUUUGGUAUCAGUAACAGACAAUCUUCACUGUAAUACAGGAUUUACUUCACAACCUACAAUCAGUUCUCCUGUGAUACAAUCUACAACGCAGGUACCAGGACAAUGUGAUUUUGAUGGUGCCCUCCAAUGUACUAGAACAGUAGGAACUGAUACACUUCAGAGAUUUGCUACUGCGAGUUUUACAAAUAUAACCGAGGUUGAAAGCUUUUGUUGGAGUCUUGAACGUGUUUAUUGGUGCAUAGGAACCAAGUUGGAUUAUUGUUCUAAAGAUAUCCGUCUACUACGAGAUGUUAUUUUGAGCGGUUCAAGAUACCUCUGUAAUACAGACAGAACUGCAUUACUGAACGGUAACGGAUGUAUUCAGAGGUUGGCAGUGGUUAAUACUACUGCACACUGUUCGAACAAUAUAGAAGAGUUGACACCAUUCAUUAUAGGGGAGAAAAGCGUCUUUAACCACUCCGUCGAAUUUUGCAGGAUAGGAACAAGCUGGACGACAUGCUUUAUGGGUACUGCAAAGUAUGUUUGUGACCAGCAAGGGUACUCAUAUAUGUAUAAUUAUACAAGACACUCUUUUAUGCCCGUCAACAGUGCACUGCAUUGUGAUCUAUUGUCCGGAAGUAUAAAACCAACUGCAGCAAGACCUAAACCAACCCAAGACACGGCUACAGCAGGAACAAACCAACAUCAAAGUUCAAUACCCAGUUUCACCACUAGAAAUAUAACACCAUUACCAACAACUACUGCUUCAUAUUCGUCAAUAUAUACAUCGACAUGCCAGGCAAUAGGAAUAUACGAAAACCGGGCAGGAUUUCAUGAAUGGUGUACUAACAACUGCAAUCUAGGUUAUUGUCCAGAAACGGUCUGCAAAUGUACAAGACAGAAUUAUGCUUGAUUGACAUUUUUAUUAAUAUGAGCUAAUAUAUCUAUUUAUACUUUCAUAUUUAUUUCAAAGUUGAUAGGGAUGAUUUUUGAAUACCACUGAUAUUUACAUCUUUUGUUUUCACCUAAAUCUUUUCUAUCUCGACAAGUACAUUUUACUUUCUUUGUGUACUAUUGUUUACUUUUAGAUUUGUUAUUUUUAUAUAAAACAAUGUAAUAAAGUUUUAGCACUGCU
Molecule: messenger RNA, 3826 nt
Organism: Mytilus trossulus (common blue mussel)
Lineage: Eukaryota; Metazoa; Mollusca; Bivalvia; Mytilida; Mytilidae
Exons: 25
Coding region: 119-3604 (1161 amino acids)
Biological process (GO): non-canonical Wnt signaling pathway; canonical Wnt signaling pathway
Molecular function (GO): Wnt-protein binding
Source: RefSeq, a predicted model, not a curated record